AACCUCCCGGCAGAGGAGGCGGCGACGCGGAGGGGCGCGGGAUCAGGGGCGCUGGGAAGGCGAGCGCGGCGAGGGGCGCAUGCAGGGCCCCGACGCGCCACUGCUCCUGAGCGCGGGGGAGCUGGGGCCCGGGCGCCGGGGCUCGGCCUCCUGGUACCGCCAGGAGGGCGGCGCGGUGUGCAACUGGCUGCGGAAGCCGCAGCCUCUCGAGCCACGCACCAGUUUCCCCUCCGCGCGCCGCUCCGAGUUCCGUCCACCCAGCAGGCUGCCAUGGCCCGGCCCUGCCUCCGCCCAGCCCGAGGAGGGUCACGCAGGCGGCAGAUGCCAGGCGGGCAGCCCCGCCCCUGCGCGCCGCCUCAGCGGCGCCUUCAAGACGCUGGUCCCAGGCACCCACGCCCAGGGCGCCGCGGAUAUCCACCCCCUCGGCCCCCCGCACACCCCGGUCCUGGAUGACCCCUCUCCGCAGGAUGGUUUCCCGGUCCUCUGGCGAGGAUCCUCCAAGACGUCUCACAUGAACCGGCUCAGAAACGCCAAAAUCUACGUGGAGAGAGCUGUCAAGAAGAAGAUCUUUACAAUCCAAGGCUGCUACCCGGUGAUCCGAUGUCUCUUGCGCCGGAGGGGCUGGGUGGAGAAGAAGAUGGUCCAUCGCUCAGGCCCCGCCCUGCUGCCACCCCAGAAGGAUCUGGAUAGCUCAGCGAUGGGCAACAGUGACACCACUGAAGAUGAGGAUGAAGAUGAGGACGAGGAGUUCCAUCCACCACAGCUGUUUGACUUCGAUGAUUUACUGAAAUUUGAUGACCUAGAUGGAACACAUGCUCUGAUGGUGGGUCUAUGUCUCAAUCUCCGGAAUUUGCCGUGGUUUGAUGAGGUUGAUGCCAACUCCUUCUUCCCACGCUGCUACCGCCUAAGGGCUGAGGAUGACAAAAAAGCCUUCAUAGAGGACUUCUGGCUGACCGCUGCCCGCAACGUUCUCAAGCUGGUGGUGAAGUCUGAGUGGAAGUCAUACCCUAUUCAGGCAGUAGAGGAAGAGGCCUCAGGAGACAAGCAGCCCAAGAAACAGGAGAAAAACCCAGUGUUGGUGUCCCCAGAGUUUGUGGAUGAAGCUCUGUGUGCGUGUGAGGAGUACCUUAGCAACCUGGCCCACACGGACAUCGACAAGGACCUGGAGGCCCCGCUGUACCUCACCCCCGAGGGCUGGUCCCUCUUCCUCCAGCGCUACUACCAAGUGGUCCAGUCCAGCCCUGCCCAAGUUCCAUCAUUUCCCCACAGCCAAGGGGCAGAACUCAGGCACCUCGACACUCAGGUCCAGCGCUGUGAGGACAUCCUGCAGCAGCUGCGGGCCGUGGUACCCCAGAUAGACAUGGAAGGGGAUCGAAACAUCUGGAUCGUGAAGCCAGGAGCCAAGUCCCGCGGACGAGGCAUCAUGUGCAUGGACCACCUGGAGGAGAUGCUGAAGCUGGUGAACGGCAACUCCAUGGUGAUGAAGGACGGCAAAUGGGUGGUGCAGAAGUAUAUUGAGCGGCCCCUCCUCAUCUUUGGCACCAAGUUUGACCUCAGACAGUGGUUCCUGGUAACUGACUGGAAUCCACUUACCGUGUGGUUCUACCGCGACAGCUAUAUCCGCUUUUCCACGCAGCCCUUCUCCCUGAAGAACCUGGACAACUCAGUGCACCUGUGCAACAACUCCAUCCAGAAGCACCUGGAGAACUCAUGCCAUCGGCAUCCACUGCUUCCGCCAGACAACAUGUGGUCUAGCCAGAGGUUCCAGGCCCACCUGCAGGAGAUGGGUGCCCCAAAUGCUUGGUCCACCAUCAUGGUGCCUGGCAUGAAGGAUGCUGUGAUCCACGCACUUCAGACCUCCCAGGACACCGUGCAGUGUCGGAAGGCCAGCUUUGAGCUCUAUGGCGCUGACUUUGUGUUCGGGGAGGACUUCCAGCCCUGGCUGAUUGAGAUCAACGCCAGCCCCACGAUGGCGCCCUCCACGGCAGUCACUGCUCGGCUCUGUGCUGGCGUGCAAGCUGACACCCUGCGCGUGGUCAUUGACCGGCGGCUGGACCGCAACUGUGACACAGGAGCCUUUGAGCUCAUCUAUAAGCAGCCUGCUGUGGAGGUGCCUCAAUAUGUGGGCAUCCGGCUCCUGGUAGAGGGCUUCACCAUCAAGAAGCCCAUGGCGAUGUGUCAUCGGCGGAUGGGGGUCCGCCCAGCAGUCCCUCUGCUGACGCAGCGAGGCUCUGGGGAAGGCAAGAACUCGGGGACCCCUACCCACAGGUCAGCUUCUAGAAAGGCGCUGGGGCCAGGAGCCUGGGGCACAGUGAGAAGCCAGUCUCCACUGCCACCACUUCAGCCCCCGGAAAGGGGAAGAAAGGCAAGGCGAAAAUGGCCACAGCCCUGGUCUGCCCCAAUCUCCGGGAGUGGGACACCCCCAGCACCAGGAUGGGCUGCGUUUUCACCAUGACCUUUUCUAGUGGGGACAGGCAACCCCACCACUUGAACAGAUUGCCAUUGAGUCCGAAGAACCCCCAGGCCCUGGGUAAGACCAUUCCCCCAAACACCCGAGUGUCCCAAGACGAUUUAUUCCUGCUCUCCAGGCCCCUCCCAACCACCUGGAUCAGCCACCCUACCGAAGAGCCACCAGUAGCAAGUAAAAGCCACUACUCACAAAGUAUUCUUUAAAAAUACACAGCCAAAAUAGCUGGGCAUGGUGGUGCGAGCCUGUGGUCCAGGCUACUUGCAAGGCUAAUGAGGAUCGCUUGAGCCCGGGAAGUCAAGGCUGCAGUGAGUUAUGAUCGCACCUCUGCAUUCCAGCCUGGGAGACAGAGCGAGAUGCUGUCUUAAAAACAAAAACACAAAAAAAGCACUUUGGGAGGCCGAGGCGGGCAGAUCACUUGAGGUCAGGAGUUCGAGACCAAGCUGGCCAACAUGGUGAAACCCCAUCUCUACUCUACUAAAAAAUACAAAAAUAGCCGGGUGUAGGGGCAGGUGCCUAUAAUCCCAGCUACUUGGGAGACUGAGGCAUGAGAAUCGCUUGAACCCAGGAAGCGGAGGUUGCAGUGAGCCGAGAUUGCACCAUUGCACUCCAGCCUGGGCGACAAGAGCGAAACUCUGUCUCAAAAAAAAAUAAAUAAAUAAAUAAAUACCCAGCCAAAUGAGUAUUGUCUCCUCCAAAGUAGUUACUCUGCCUCACAGAGUGACUUAUUUCAAAGAUGACCUUAUUUCAAAGAUGCCAGGACUUAAGCCCAGGUUGCUCUCUCCAAUGCCCAUGCUUUUCCCACUGCAGUAUUCUGCCUUUGCCUUCAAGCAGUCACCUCUGGGAGAAAGAACUAACAUGUGUCUUGCACUUAACAGUUUGCCCCAUGCCGCUACCUGCCCAGCUCCUUUAGUGCUUACACCAGCCUAGCAAGGUAGGUGCUAUUAUCCCCAUUUUCCAGCCGAGGUAUCAGGAAGUUUAAGGAAGUUGCCCAAGGUUGCACAGCUCAGAAGGGGCACAGCUGGGAUGCAGACCCAGGUCUGUUGGACUCUACCCUGUUUUCUUCUCACUGCCUCUGGAGGAGGAACCGGGAGGGCUCCAUCUGCCUUCACCCCACUCCCUCCACAUCCCCCCAUCCUCCACACAUACCUUUUAGGGCAGCUAGGCCACCUUGGGGGCCCCCCAGGCCCUCACAGCUUCUCUUGCUCCCACAGCCCCUCACCACUUCCCCAGCCUCCACACCAAGGCCCAGCUGCCUUCUCCCCAUGUACUCCAACACCAGGGCCAGGUCCUCAGACGACAGCACAGCAAGCUGGUGGGCACUAAGGCCCUGUCGACCACAAGCAAGGCCUUGAGGACUCUACCCACGGCUAAGGUCUUCAUUUCCCUCCCACCCAACCUUGAUUUCAAGGUGGCACCCGGCAUCCUGAAGCCAAGAAAGGUGGGCCUCGACCUGUGACUCACACCCAGUGGACAGUGCUGAGCACGGGGUCAGGGCUGGAGGGCACAGGCAGAGGGCAGCUCCCAGGCUGGCUGGCACCCAAGGGAAGAGCUUGUCUCCCUCAGAAGCCCCUUCCUCAACAGAUUUCUGAUCAUCUCCUUCUUCUCCCCUCCUUUCACACCGAGGCUCCUGCUCUCCUGUGCCUCCGAGGCCCCCAGCUGGAAGUGCCUUGUUGCCUCUGCCCUUUGAAGUCGGAACAAUUCCUAGCACCUGUAGGAAGGUCAAGGCCAAAGGCAAAUUCAAGGCCAGACUGUGACAAACCCAGGGCUGAGACCUGCCCCAUGAAGAGGCUGAGCCCCCUGAAACCCCUGCCCCUUGUUGGUACAUUCCAGAGGCACAGGGGCCUGGGGGAUACGAAGCUAGGGAAGCCCCUGCUUCGAUUCCCCACUGCCCUUGUCCUGGAUCCAACACCAAAUAAAAAGAAACAAGUGAAGUA
Messenger RNA from Pongo pygmaeus (Bornean orangutan), 4404 nucleotides. It is a transcript of the gene TTLL3, whose product is annotated as tubulin tyrosine ligase like 3. Gene Ontology annotation, molecular function: protein-glycine ligase activity, initiating. NCBI's taxonomy places the organism in Eukaryota, Metazoa, Chordata, Mammalia, Primates, Hominidae. Gene Ontology annotation, cellular component: microtubule cytoskeleton; axoneme. Gene Ontology annotation, biological process: cilium assembly; protein modification process; cilium movement. The transcript is spliced from 11 exons. The coding region runs from base 80 to 2455 and encodes 791 amino acids. The record is from RefSeq and is a predicted model, not a curated record.